Messenger RNA from Daldinia loculata, 1850 nucleotides. RefSeq names its product zf-C2HC5-domain-containing protein. NCBI's taxonomy places the organism in Eukaryota, Fungi, Ascomycota, Sordariomycetes, Xylariales, Hypoxylaceae. The record is from RefSeq and is a predicted model, not a curated record. Gene Ontology annotation, molecular function: zinc ion binding. The transcript has a single exon. Gene Ontology annotation, biological process: regulation of DNA-templated transcription. The coding region runs from base 196 to 1779 and encodes 527 amino acids. Gene Ontology annotation, cellular component: nucleus.
GUAGGUACAUUAAUACAUCAGUACAAUGUACGUCGGCGUCGGCGUGUGUCAUCUGUAAUUCCAAAUAACUAGUUGAACCUUUUUCGACUUCGGAAUAUCACAUUAUAUCUAAACCAGCAAACGGUCUCAUUCCAACCGGAUUUCAUAUUUCAUAUUUCAUAUUUCUAGUUUAUUUUCAGUUCAUUUCAAGCUGCUAUGUCAGUAUUUCAACUAUCAAAGCUAUUACCUCUACCCGAGGGUGAACUGAAGCAAGUCAUAGACUAUGCGGCUACGCUCUCUAAGCCAGACGCCGCCGAGCAUUUUCGGAAUCUACUCGGCGAAUCGCCUGAAUCUAUUGAUUUUAUAGCUUCUUUUAAUUCCAAGAGACAAGACCCCACAGCUUCCGCUGCAUCGUCAAACCGGUCUUCCUCACAUAUCGAACCUGUGCCGAAGCCGACGAGAGCAUCUAAAAAGCCAAAGGCUCAGUUGCAUACUCCUGCUCCACGUCCAGUCACCAAUCUCGGCCCUGCACCAGGAACCGCAUAUAGCAAGAAUGUUGAGAGCGACUACAUCACUCGGCGUCCCAGCCCGGCCGCAACUUCAGCUGGAUCUGGGUCCGGGUCCGGAAAGAAGCCUCCGCCUCAGAAAUCCGCAACUCCUCCUCUGCCAAAGCUACCUCCCUCUGCUGCGGGUCAGCUGAUAUCAGAUGUCCGGAAGCCCAAGCCAAAGUCAAUGCCUGAUUCACGGUCUUCAACGCCGGCUCCGAAAACCAAAGUCCACAUCUCUGGUGGUACUGCUAUGCAUGGCGCAUCUACAGCUUUAUCGGACUUAGACAACGCCAUUCGCCUUCUUGAAACGGCCACAAAUCCUACUCUGGGAACGGACGACUCCGCUCGGCAAUGCAACUGCGUCGCUGCUAGGCAUCCCUUGCUGGCUGCCGCACCGAACUGCAUGAAUUGCGGGAAAGUCGUAUGUGUAAAAGAGGGCCUCGGGCCUUGCACAUUCUGCGGCACGCCUCUUCUGAGCCCAGCCGAGAUACAAUUAAUGAUACGGGAACUGCGCGACGAGCGGGGCCGAGAGAAAAUGGCCGCCAACCGCGAAGCUAACAAGAAGGCCGACGUGUCGAGGACCCCUACUUCUUUCUCAAAACCCAAGGAAACCACCAGCGAGACCAGUGAAGCACAAUCGAAGGCUCUGGAGCAUCGAGAUCGUUUGCUAGAGUUUCAGGCUCAGAAUGCACGUCGAACGACUGUCCGGGACGAGGCCGCUGAUUUCGAUGUCAGUGGGGCUAUGACAGGAUUCGGCGGUAAUAUCUGGGCCACGCCCGAAGAGAGAGCUCGGGAGUUAAAACGCCAGCAGAAAGUUUUAAGAGAGAUAGAAUGGAAUGCUCGACCAGACUACGAAAAACGACGGCAAGUUAUCAGCAUCGACGUAGUAGGUGGCAAGGUAGUCAGGAAGAUGGCAGCCGUUGAGCGACCAGGGAACCCCGAAGACGACAUACAGACCGAUACGACCCUACAGGAGGUCAAUAAUACUAACCGCGACAAUGCGAGCAGAGGAGGCGGGACUGGAGGAGCUUUCAGCAAGAAUCCACUAUUAGGCUCGCUAAUCAAGCCAGUUUUCGACGCCAAGGGCAAGGGAGCUAAGCUAGAAGGCCGUGAUCCCAAGGCCACUCGGUGGAGGAGAGUACAAGACGAUCUAGAUGAUAACGAGGCCGUCAUUCUUGAUGGUGGAGCGUAUGGAGGGAAAUCCGGCCAAGAAACAGCUCGUGCCGCUGUAGAUGAACCUGCUUGCGGUUGAUGUAGGCCCUAGUUAGAAAACUUAAUUAAUGAAGUUAGUAUCCAAAUGAUCACACCACUGUCAAGUUCGGC